This is a messenger RNA of Trichophyton benhamiae CBS 112371, 870 nucleotides long. RefSeq lists its product as uncharacterized. Lineage: Eukaryota; Fungi; Ascomycota; Eurotiomycetes; Onygenales; Arthrodermataceae. The transcript has a single exon. The coding region runs from base 1 to 870 and encodes 289 amino acids. Gene Ontology annotation, molecular function: nucleic acid binding. The record is from RefSeq and is a predicted model, not a curated record.
AUGUUACCACUAUCUGCCCUGGAAGAGAUGGCACAUCCAGUAGUCAUGCCCAGUGUGACUGUAAUUGACACCGUUAGCAAUCUCAAAAACUUUCUAUCUGGUCUUAGGGAACUCGACAUGGACCCUGUUCCUCUGUUUGUUGAAUUCAAGGGGAGAGACGUCAGCCGUGAGGGAUCCUUGUCCAUCAUCUCUAUCUUUGUUCGACCAGAGAACAAAAUUUAUCUCAUUAACAUGCAUGCCAUCGACAAUGAUGACGUCUUCUCUACCGAAGACUCAACUGGAACAACACUUGAGUCAAUCUUUGAAUGCCCAGUUCUACGCAAAGCCGUCUUUGACGUUCGUGGGGCCUCAAAUGUUUUGUUUCAUCAACACGAUAUCACCCUCGAUGGAAUAGUAGAUAUCCAGCUCAUGGAGCUCGCAACCAGAGAUGGCUCAAGGGAAUUCGUUAGGGGGUUGGCAACAUGCGUACGCAACGAUAGCCCCCUAAGUGCCAAGGAAAAAUUGCGUUGGCAAGAGUCCAACGAAUUUAGAAAAAUGAUCUUUUGUCCCGAGGCCGAUGGGUGCCUUACUGAGCAGUAUAUGGAGACCACUCUACACACCGAAAUAAAAGACCACUGUGCAUAUUCCCUGGUAGUAUUAUCCCGCCUCUACGAUGUUUAUGAUGCGAGACUCAAGCAAGGUGCAACCAAAUUCUGGAAAACAGAAAUUCGCUCUGCCACCGAAGCCCGGAUUAACGACACCAAAAAGGAGGAAUUCGACGUGUAUGAUAGGGAAAACGCCUAUGGGCCUUGGGAUGAGGAAGAACUGGAAAUGAAAAUGGAGCGGCGGGACAGUUGUCCACGAGGGGUUACAAAAUCGGACAGGGAGUAA